Messenger RNA from Blepharisma stoltei, 1683 nucleotides. The record is from the annotation of a GenBank genome assembly. Lineage: Eukaryota; Ciliophora; Heterotrichea; Heterotrichida; Blepharismidae.
AUGGAGAUUAGAUAUGAUAUAAAAACUGCUCUUAAUAUUCUUCAAAUUGCACCUAGAUUCCGAACCGAAGCUGAUAUCGACAAGCUUGUAAAUGUCACCAAAGAUUGCGAAUUUUUCAGAAAAAUCACAGAAGAGCAAAAAAAUAACGAUGUUCACCGAGCAUCCUGCCACGCCAUGUUCUUAAAAGAAUGCAAUGAAUUUGAAUAUAUCGUCGAUUUCGGAAGCAAAGGCGAGGAUUUCUUUAUCGUGCUCAAAGGUUCUGUUUCUGUCCAAGUCCCAACCAAAAAAAGGUUUAAAAUUAAAAGAGAGUUAUUAGACACAUUCGAAAGUUAUUUUGGGUACAAUGUCGGCUACAAAUCAGGAGCUCCCAAAGAAGAGUCCUUUGAGAGACCCAAAUCAAGCGAAAAAAAGACACAAAAUAUUAUUGACAACUUUUUGGUGAAUAAAGUAAGACCGAGGGCUACUAAUGAAGAAAAAGUUGAAGCAUCUGAGCCAGUCCAAACUGAAGAGAAAAAAAUUUCAAAACUUUUCCAAGAAAAAAUGAUGCAGGAAAAGUUUAUAAUAGAAACUGUUACAAAAUUAUGGGAAACGAAUGAUAAAGUUGAAAUAGAAUUAGAACAAUUGCAAGAAGUCAGUGUUUUGCAUGAAGGAGCUUCCUUUGGGGAGCUUUCACUUAUUAGUGAGAGGCCAAGAGCUGCAUCAAUUCAAGCGCUGGAGAAAUCGUAUUUGGCAGUACUAAAUAAAGGCGAUUUUAAGAAAAUUCUUGGGGUAGUCACUGAGAGACGAAUGAACCAGAAAAUCAAAUUUUUUCAGUCAAUUCCUAUGUUUUCUACUUGAACAAAAAUUGCAUUGAUUAAAUUCAGCUAUUAUUUCGAAUUUCAAGUGGUGAAAAAUAAACAAUAUUUAUAUAAGGAAGGCGAUCCUGUUAAUUUUGUAUAUUUUAUCAAAAGUGGAGAAGUGCGAUUAACAAAAUUAAAUGAUGAGGCCUCAUUUGAGCAGGCAAAAUCACACAAAAAUGUUUUAACGAAGAAAAAGUCCUUACAGGUUGUCAUAAAAGGAGAAAAUGAAAUAGUAGGACUUGAUGAAAUUAUUGAUGGAGCUGAUAAGAGGAUGUUUUCGUGCAGGUGUAAUAGCGGAAUCGUUGAAGUUUAUACUAUUACAAAGGAAGAUUUUAAAACAAGAAUCCCUUAUGUAGAUACUUGGGCAUUUUUAAAAAACAAAAGAACUCAAGAUUUAAUAAGAACACAAAAUCGCAUUGAAGAGUUAAAAGAAAUGGAAGAAAUGAUGCUAAAUCCAGAGCUGCCAAGUAUUAUAGGGGCACACAAAAGGUCAGUUUCACAAAAAAUAAUAAAAAAAGAUAUUUCUCCGUACAGAACUUCAUAUAGUAAUCUAAAAAGCAAACUCUUAUUAGGAAAAACGACGAAUAAAGCAAAUUUUAGUUUCUAUCAAAAGGAGCAAUUUAUACCAAAAAUAGCAAGCUGUAUACCAAAUCCAAGCAAUAAUUGUACUCCUUCUGUAACUCCCCUAAAAAGAAUGUUUAAUACAUCAGAAAAGAAAAAAAGAGAAAAGCAUAAGCUUAGGACUGGACCUCCUCCAAAUUUUUUAAGACUGAAAAGAAAACUGAUUUUUGCUAAUGAGAAAUUGUUCGUGACAGAUGAAUAUAUAUCGAUACCUGAAAGCUAA